AUGAGCGGAAUAUUUGCUGCAAUUGUUUGGUGGACACCAUCAUUUAAACAGCCUUCUGGAGAUUUUCCCGUGUUGCUCUACGGUAUCUGGAUUGCCGCAUACUGCUUCCAUCAGGUGGCUUCAUACAGCAUGUUCGUUUCGAUGAUGGCGUUCAACGCGCAAGUGUCCGAUCCGGCUAUCGGCGGUACGUACAUGACGCUGCUUAAUACGCUCAACAAUCUUGGUGGUAAUUGGCCGGUCACAUUAAUUCUUUCUCUCACCGAUCAUUUUACUUUCAAAAACUGCGUCUUGAAAGGGACCAAAACCGUUCUGCGCUCGUGCGACACGAAAGUUUUGUCGGAGCAGUGCGUGACUGAAGGGAAUGUGUGCGAAUUGGCUGUGGAUGGAUAUUAUAUUGCUGUGGCACUGUGCUCCGUCGUUGGGCUCAUUUGGUACAAAAUGCUUUAUAGGAAAAUCAAAUAUUUCCAAAAAAUCCCGCGCAAGGACUGGAGUGUUGUAAAGCGAUAA
This is a messenger RNA of Gongylonema pulchrum, 507 nucleotides long. Lineage: Eukaryota; Metazoa; Nematoda; Chromadorea; Rhabditida; Gongylonematidae. The record is from the annotation of a GenBank genome assembly.